Molecule: messenger RNA, 1204 nt
Organism: Megalops cyprinoides (Indo-Pacific tarpon)
Lineage: Eukaryota; Metazoa; Chordata; Actinopteri; Elopiformes; Megalopidae
Gene: ptgdsa
Product: prostaglandin D2 synthase a
Exons: 7
Coding region: 109-663 (184 amino acids)
Cellular component (GO): plasma membrane; cell surface
Molecular function (GO): serine-type endopeptidase inhibitor activity
Source: RefSeq, a predicted model, not a curated record
CUGCAGCUCCCAUUGUUCGCUUCCAGAGCAUACUCUCGCAGUGUAGUUCUGCUCUCAGUGUAGUUCUGCUCCAGACACAGGUGCUCCAGUUACAGGUCCUCCAGAACAAUGAGGGUCUCCUUGGUGACUAUUGCUGUGGUAAUGCUCUGUGCCCACGAUGUCUACGCCAAUGUGCAACCCCAGAAGGACUUCGACCUGCAGAGGUUUGCAGGAAAGUGGUACCGCGUGGGUCUGGCCUAUGACUCACCAGGCUUUGUGCUGUACAGACACAAGCUGAAGAUCUCCAUGGGCAUCCUGACACCAAUGGCGAAUGGAAGUGCCAACAUGACCAUGUGGACCCAGAGGUCCUCUGGUUGCCGUUGUAAGAACUACAUAUAUGAGAAGACGGACGUAUCUGGCCAGUUCAACUACUUCAGCAUACGUCACAACAGGAUGAAGGACAUCACAGUGGUAGAAACAAAUUACAAUGAAUACGCUCUGGUUCUCAAACACAAGAAGAUGAACCGGGAGUUCACACAGGUGGCCCUUUAUGGUCGGUCACAGAGGUUGAGGCCACAGUUGCUGGAGAAGUUCAGAGAAUUUGCCUUGGCUCUGGGAUUUCCAAAAGAAUCCAUUUUGACCCCACUAGCUGCAGCAGAGGAUUGCCCCCCAGCUGAGCAAUAGGCACAAAACAGACUUACUGCAGAACCAGAACAGCUCUUAAGCCUGCUUUAUUGCCUUAGAUCACAACAUUUCGCUCAGUGUUGCAAUAAAAACCAUCCUGCCUUCCAGACAUGCUGACAAAACCAUCCUCACACCAGGACCAAGAGUCCCAUUGCUGCCCUGAAGACUGUCCUACAGGCUUCCUCAUAGGCAGCCAUAAAGGCUGCUUUACAUACUAGUCCACAGGUUGCCUUGAAGGCUUCCUCAUAGGCAGCCAUAAAGGCUGCCCUACAUGCUGGUCCACAGGUUGCCCUUCAGAUAUCCUCAUAUUCCUCCCCACAGUUUUCCUCAUUGGUUGACCUAAAGGCUGGCCUAGAAGCUGGACUACACCUGGCCUCAUAGGCUGCCCUACAGGCUACCCCUACAACUUAGCCCACAGGGUGCCCUACAGGCUCUUCAACAAAUAAUUGUUGCAGCUAUUUUAGACUGAACUUGGAAAACAGGACAACACAACGUAUUGCUGAUGUCACACGGCCAAAUAAAUACACUCUCUUGAGCAAUA